Messenger RNA from Paralichthys olivaceus (Japanese flounder), 2857 nucleotides. Lineage: Eukaryota; Metazoa; Chordata; Actinopteri; Pleuronectiformes; Paralichthyidae. The record is from RefSeq and is a predicted model, not a curated record.
AUGAAUGCAGACUGUGUCUAUGACUUCCCCCCAUCUGUCAGUAAAGAUGUCCCUGAUACUCAGCCUAUCAGAGAGGAGACCUACGAUGUUCCUCCACACUUUGCCAAACUCAAACCCCAAGUCCCUGUCCCUCCUAGCCAGUACCUGCACAAAAGCCUGAAUGACAAUGACAAAGAGCCACCCAUUCCAGAGGAUGUGUAUGAUGUCCCGCCCCCCGUUCUGACUGCAAAGCAUUAUCACAGUGAUAAAAGCAGGGUGAGCCAUGUCCCCCAGGAGAUCUAUGACAUCCCAGCCAGCCUGCGGACCGAAGUUCAGCCCACACAGGAUGUCUAUGACUUCCCCAGGGAAAGAGAGGAAAGAGGAGGAGAGAAGGUUGAUCACUAUGUCUAUGACUUCCCACCACAGGUUGUGCGUGAUGCCCAGUCCACCAGUGAGGAACUAAACAUGUCCUUCAAGCGGCUUUCUGCCUCGAGUACUGGAAGUACACGGAGCAAUCACUCUGCUUCAUCCUUAGACAUGGUCUCUGUCCAUGACACCUUGUCUUCCUCUUCAGUUCCUGCUCCUGGCUGCAUUUCAGGGAAACCCCUCAUCUUGGACCUAGAGCAGGCCAUGGAGCGUCUGUCUCGUCUACAGCAAGCCGUUGAGUCCAGUGUUUCCCUCAUGAUGUCCUUCAUCACAGGUAACUGGAGAAGCCCUGCUCACCUGGAAGGGAACCUUUCAGCUAUUCAUCAGGCCGCAGACCGGGUGCGUGCCAGUGUCCGAGAUUUCUUAGAAUUUGCCAGGGGGGCUGUGGCAAAUGCAUCCCAGGCCACAGACCGCUCUCUGCAGACUAAACUGGGCCGACAGGUGGGGAAGAUGGAGGAGGUCUUCCAGAGUUUGGUUCAACACAGUCAGAGCUUAGAUGCUAUUUCCUGGUCACACAAGGCACUCACAGCACCGCCACCGGGAGGGGAUGAUUUAGAUCAAAUAAUCAUGACAGCACGGGGGAUCCCAGACGAUGCCAAGCAGCUUGCCUCCUUUCUCCACGGUAAUGCUUCUCUUCUCUUCAAACGGACCAACCGGCAGCAGCAGCUGCCACUUCCUCCAAUUCCAGGGAAGAUCAGCAGUCACCUGACAGGAUCAGGUAGUGGGAGCUAUCAGGGAGGGGAGAAGAUGAACAUUCAGUCACGACCCCUCCCCUCACCACCAAAGUUUACAGCUGGAGUGGAAGAGGAAGGUGUGAACAGGCCAUAUGAGACCACAGAGGAAGGGUGGAUGGAGGAUUACGACUAUGUGCAUCUACAGGGAAAGGAAGAGUUCGAGAAGAACCAAAGACAGCUGCUGGAGAAAGGCAACAUCAUCCGCCACAACAAGACACAACUGGAACAGCAACAGAUUAAGCAGUUUGAACGGUUAGAGCAGGAAGUCAGCCGACCAAUCAACAAUGACAUGACGGGUUGGGUCCCGCCCCCCCACCACCCUCUGGCCGACCAGCUAGCCCAGAAUGGCUCUGAAGGCCCCUCUUCCUCCAAGCUCUGCUACGGCGACCAGCAGCUCCUCCUGUUUUACCAGGAGCAGUGUGAGCAGAAUGUAACCACCGUGACCAAUGCCAUUGAUGCCUUCUUCACUGCUGUCAACUCCAAUCAGCCGCCCAAGAUUUUUGUAGCACACAGCAAAUUUGUCAUCCUCAGCGCACAUAAGCUGGUGUUCAUCGGCGACACACUUUCACGUCAGGCCAAGUCUCCUGAGGUGAGGGCACAAGUGGCCCAGAAUAGCAACAUCCUCUGCGAAAAACUCAAAGACAUUGUGAUCAGUACAAAGACAGCAGCACUUCAGUAUCCUUCCCCUGGAGCAGCAAAAGACAUGAAUGAGAGGGUGAGGGAGCUGGCUGGGUAUACACAGCAGUUCAGGAUGGUGCUGGGACAAUUAUUGCUGAUGUAGGGGUUGAGAGGGGAGAAGGAAAAAAACAAUGACACAAUGAGAGGAGUAAAUGCUCCCUGUAACACAUCAUUGAUGACACUGUGUACACCCUUUCAGUGUAAGGUUGGAGACCUUCGACCGGAAGAGGAUUUCCAUUCAUUUUGUUUGUUACAUGAAGUAAGGGAAACCCUGAGACCCUGUCUGGGACUGGGAGGCUGACCUCAUAUCCAUCCUCUGCUCCCUCCCUCCCUCGCUUUACACUUGGACCAUUCCUCUUUAAUCACUCCUUCCACAGCACGUUUUUUUCUAGACAAGCUAAAAGAAACAUUUUAUCAUCAGUGGGCUGGGCCAAUGGUUGUAAAAUAAUCAUUGUAAUUAUUUAGGGUAAAUAUUUAGUCAUAAACCAGAACAAUAAAAGACCACAGAACUUCCAUUGUAUAAAUAUAAAUAUAUGGCUCUUUUUUUCAAUAAGAUGAAAACAUAAAUGUAGUUUUUGACAGUAUCAAUAAUAAUAUAAUUAAUAUUGCUAUACCAUUGAUUAUGGCUGAUUCUUUAUCCUUGUAUCUUUAUUGUUAUUGACAUGUAAAUGGAGAUGUUGUACUAUGUUUAUGCUCUUCCAUCCUUGACAAAGGCACACUUCAUGAAAACACUGGAGCACACAGCCAUCUUUAAAGUUCCCCUGAUGACAAACUGACAGCUCUACAUGUUGCCUCUGAGUUUGAGCAAGGUGUCCACAUUGAGUUCACCAGUGCAGGCAAAACUCCUGCCAAAAGAUGUCAACAUAACUGUACAGUUCCAGUACUGUAGUUAUUAAUGAUUAUCUCAGUGCCAUCUCAACAGCUUUUUUUGUAAAUCUACGUCGGUUGUUUUGUUCGAGGCAUGUAUCGAGCGAAAGCGUGUAAAGGGUUAAAGAUAAACAAAUGCAAUUAAACCUGUUUUUUUCUUUUCUGGACACUGA